CGAGCACCGUUACCGCAGCAGCAGCAGCAGCAGCAGCAGAGGUGGUGGUGGUGUGAUCAUGUGACGCGCUGCAUUUCCGACACAACAAUACACACAACACCGUGCUGGUUUUACAUCCACGCUCCCACUCUCUCUCUCUCUCCCCCCCCUCCACGCCUGGCUCUCGGUAUGGCGGACGGCGAGAGGUCUCCUUUACUAUCAGAUCUGGGAGAUGGUGCUCUCGGCAGCAGCGGUAACGGCGGGGUGUCUCCCGGUGCAGCGCCCCACGGUGUGCCCAACAAACCAAUCAACUUCCCUUCGUUCCCCAGCCCCACUCAGCCCUCGGUGCUCCUAGGGGAGGACCCUCCGCCCUACUCCCCUCUCACCUCCCCGGAGAGCGGCAGCGCACCUGUUAUCAGCUGCAGGGUGUGUCAGAGCCUGAUCUCUGUGGAGGGAAAGAUCCACCAGCACGUGGUGAAGUGCGGGGUUUGCAAUGAAGCUACGCCCAUUAAGAAUGCCCCAGCAGGGAAGAAGUACGUUCGCUGCCCCUGCAACUGUCUGCUCAUCUGCAAAGUCACUUCCCAGAGGAUCGCCUGUCCCCGGCCAUAUUGUAAGAGGAUAAUUAAUCUGGGUCCAGUUCAUCCUGGUCCGGCCAGUCCUGACCCCCAGCCAGCCGGGGCCCGGGUCUCCUGUGGACACUGCAGCAACACCUUCCUGUGGACAGAGUUCACAGACCGGACGCUGGCCAGGUGCCCACACUGCAGGAAAGUCUCCUCCAUUGGUCAGAGGUAUCCCCGGAGGCGGAGCUUGUGGUGUUUUCUACUCUGCUUGCUAUUCAGCAUCUCCACCGCCGGGCUGAUGGCUGGAACGUGGGCGAAGGCUCAGACCUACCAGGGGAUCUACGCCUCGUGGGCCGUGCUGCUGCUCCUGGUUCUCGUCACCUUGGCUCGGGCCUUCUACUGGGCCUGCAUGAGGGUCAGCCAGCCCCUCCAGAACUUCACAUAGAGCCUCCUCCAGCCCUGCCGCUCCUCUCUUCCCAACCCGCCAGGCAGAAGGAAAGAUGGCUUUAAAGAAAGAAAAAAAAACACACAAAAACCAGAAUAUUUAUUUAAACCCAAUUCCAGAAAGAGAAAGUUCUCGUCCUCCUGUCCCUUCCCUUUUAGUCAAAUGUGUUUCUAAAACUGGAUGGCGGUGGCAGCGACUGCUAUAUAUCUAUCGGUAAUUAUGAUGAUGCAUAUAGCCUAAUGUACUGUUUAUCUGUUCUAAUCUCGUGGCCAGUGUGGGGUUCAUUUUAACAUAACAAUUGUAACGAUUUUUCUUCUUCUCUUUCCCACUGCGCUGUUUAUAAAUUUUGGCUUCAGUCUGUGGCACAACGGUUGCAACUUCUAAGGCCGAGGGCUUAAAGCCAAGUGUUAGAUGUGAAUAUUGCCCUUGUUUUUGUUUAAGGGGACGCUCCCUCUCCAAUCCUAAUUUGACAUUAGGUUUAGUAUUUGAGCAUUUUACAUUUUUAAAAACCGAAAAAACAAAUAAUUUUGUGAAAAAGCGGCAAUGACGUCAGAUGAAGCUAACACAUCGAUGCCAGCAGAAGACAGAGUGGCUGGAGGGACAUCAGCCCCCCCCUUUUGUGAAGCAAAAGAUCAAGUAGGUGUUGAAAUGUGUCUGCAAAAUUUAAUUCAGCAGUACGUGAAGGUAGGCUAUGAUGUUUUUGAACUCAGUGUUUCUGCUGAAUUACCCCCUGGGACUGACUUUGAUCCAAAGCAGCUUGAAAGCCUUAAAAGGAGGUGUGGUAGAAGGAUUCAACACAUGCAUACACACACAUACAUACACGGCCGCAUAAAUGCAUACCGGCACACAACAAAAGGAGGAUGCUCUUUUUAGAGUUGCAACGACUCACAAACCAGUUUGUCAAAGGCGUUCCAGCCUCUCCCUUCAAAGACAGACCUGCAAACAGAUUUUCUCCAUAUUGGUUGUCCUUAUUUCAGUGAAGGAAACAUGCAUGCCACUUUGCAUAAAAGUUGGAUAUUUAGUUCUGGUCCUUUUUAAAUGUGUAACCCCCAUCUGUCAAGAGAACGGGAUUUAUUUAAAUUUUGAUCUUUUCAUUAUUUAUUUUCCCAUUAUACCUAAAUGCCAACUUCUAUCGCAUAUCUCCGAUUGACAUGUCAUAGCAGAAUGUGGUAUAAUCCUCCCUCCCAUUUUUCAAGAGGCAGGUUUACUUUAUUCCAUACGUCUAUGUGGUUCGUCCUCGGUAGAUUUCGUUCUGCUCGACUUUCCAAAACAGACCAAAAUAUGAAACAAAACACGGAGAGCUAUUUGCUGUUAAAACAUUGAUAUCUGCCUCCUUAGACCCACAAAGCCCUGAGUAUAAGAUGUGUUUUGGAAUUGCUUUCUGUUGUUGGUUGUAAGCUUUCAUGCUUUCAAAGCUCACUUCAUGUUUGUCUUGGGAGAGGACUAAGCUGAAUUUUAAGGGCCUGUCUGUAUGUCUCGCUAGCUGAGGUUGAAUCUGUGAAAGCAAAACAAAUGAUGAGCUUAAAAAUACAAUAAGUCAGGCUUUUCAUAGCUCCUGAUGGCAACCCUCUAAAAUGUUGGGGAUGUACAUCUAAACGCACCAGAGCUCAAAUAACUGAUUGGCAUGAAAGCACCAAUGUUGCUCAACUGUCAAUGUUUUGAUUGCAUUUGCGACCAUUCAUGGUGGAAAAAUAUGUCCAGUUUUUUGUCACUGAAGAUGGGAGGCUGUUCCUGAGCUUUCUUAUUGGUUGGUUCCAGAUGGAGCGUCCACCUUAAAGCCAGUGGAAUAUCUGUAAAAAGAGGAAAGCUCUACCUACCACACAAAGUCUAACGCCAGUCAGAAUAGGUCAGUAACAUAAACACACACUACAUGUUCCAUUCUCACUCAGUGUAAGUCCCAUAGUGACUACUCUGUCUGUGGUUCUGAAUGUGGUAACAUUUCUUUUGUUAUGAAUUAUUUUUUUUGUUCGUUUUGAUUGUAAAUAUAUUUGUUGUUUAUGUACAAUGGAAGCGACUAAGCGAAUUAUGUUGCACUCCGACGAGCUUAACACUACUGCUGUGAUCGCUGCGGACGUUUUAUUUCUUGUUUUUAUGAAGGUUAUUUUUGCAACUCUUCACCUGUUACAUAUUUAAUGAUUGAUGAACUACUAACCUAAUAAGCCUCUGGACACCCGGUCGUGUCCAAAAAAAUCUUUAACCACAAACACAUCAACAUACUCACACCUACAAAACUUCAUUACUGAAUCACAUUCCCGAGCGACGACAUUUCUAUCUCACACACAAACACACUCACCCAGCACCUUAUACAGUAGUGAGAAACACUGCAUACACCAAGUAAGACGAGAUGAAGUUACCCUGCUAGACUGAACUGAGGUCGCAAACAGUUCGAAGUGUCAUGUUAUUUAUUAUACACGCUGCAAAAAAGGCCACAAAUAAGUCAUUCAUCAAGUCCUAAAAUCUUAUUUAUCAUGGAAAAGUACCAAGAACAUUUGUUUUUUUCCUUUUCUGAAAUCAAUACAAUGACCUGCCAGUUUUAAGUUAUGGUCAGUUCAUUACUUUUUAAGAUUGAUAAGAAAAAAAAUAAGAUUAAAGGACAGAGUUGACUUGUUUAAGAAGACCUUUUUUUGCGGUGGAGUGAUCAUGUUUUAUCCAUGACUGCAAAAGAAAUCAAUCAUGUUAAACGCCAAUAAUCAAGAACCUGGCUGAUGCUCUUUUCAGAGUUUGUUUACACACAAAUAAAGACAUGAUG
Messenger RNA from Sebastes umbrosus (honeycomb rockfish), 3733 nucleotides. It is a transcript of the gene pip4p1a, whose product is annotated as phosphatidylinositol-4,5-bisphosphate 4-phosphatase 1a. The record is from RefSeq and is a predicted model, not a curated record. Gene Ontology annotation, molecular function: phosphatidylinositol-4,5-bisphosphate 4-phosphatase activity. Bases 169 to 984 code for a protein of 271 amino acids. Gene Ontology annotation, biological process: phosphatidylinositol dephosphorylation. Lineage: Eukaryota; Metazoa; Chordata; Actinopteri; Perciformes; Sebastidae. Gene Ontology annotation, cellular component: phagocytic vesicle membrane; plasma membrane; lysosomal membrane. The transcript is spliced from 7 exons.